AUGAACUGGACGGGCGGUAGCUUGCAGCGCACGAAACAAGCUAGCAAAGGUGUCGUUCAAACGCAAAAGGCCUACUUCGCAAGAGCCCGGACUCACCUUCAGAAUGGGCCAAAGUCGCAUGCAGCGCCUUUCAAACCAACUUACUUGCGGAACGACGAGAAAUCUGAGCUGACCGGGCAAUUGCCAGCCUUCGUGUCAAGCUCAGUGCGUCGUACUGAACACUCAGCCUGGUAUCACCAUGAGCCAACGCAUGGCAGACCCCCACUGGCCGCUGAAGAGCUCCACAAUGAAGAGGAGUUGCUACCUGCGCCAGCGGGUUAUCGGAAAUUUCCAUCACGUGGUGAUACAUCACCGAUGAGACAUGCCAAUGGUGACGUCCGAGAUGAACGACGAAAGAAGCGAAAAGCAGAUGACAUAGACCCGGAGAUCCAGCUACUAGAAGCCAACAGGAAGCGGCUGCUGGGACAACGUGACUGGGUCGGUGUUGCGCCGUCUCGACCAGUGAACCUUCACUUCAUGUCGAGCAAGGAGAAGAUCAAGGUCGGCAGACGCAGGAAAGUGGAAGGGAGGCACGGCGCAUCUGCUCGGCAUAGAGAAGACGUGGGUUCCAUGACACAACGUUUUCACCCCACAGUCGAUCAACAUGUCGGUGGCUUUGUCGGUGCUAUCACGAAUAUCCCAAACGAUAUCCGCAUACGCAUUGGUACUGGUGCUUUGACGACUGCCUGCUCAAGCGCGAGAAACGGGUAUGAGCAGUCGCAUGCAUCUUCGGAUGUGAUGCUGUAUGAUCAGCAGAAUCAUGAUGCAGAACAGCCAGCCACGCAAGAGACUGCGCAGCUUGACAUCCAGGAGGCCUGCACACUUGAUCACUCAUCCACUCAGAGCCGCGGGCCUAGUAAUCGCAGAGGAAUCCCACCAGUUACUGGGCGAGCUCAACCGGGUUCCAGCUCAGCCUAUUUGCCUCAAGACGGCGGCAAGGAUGCUUCUCGGAACAGAGUCGCAGUGGGUAGACCAAUAAUGCAAUCUGACUUGCCCGAGAUUGUAAACGGAUGUUCGCUCAGAGAGACACCAAGGAGUGAAAAGCCAGCCCAAGGCCUCCGAAUCACACGUCCUUUUGGAGAUGUUAAUCAAUAUUUGCGCCUCGUCUUUCCGGGGUCUAUCUCUUCUGAGGACACUCGAUGUCGCACUACGUUCAGUGGCAAUGGCCAAAAUGGGACAGACUGUGCACCCAAAGCAACUUAUGCGGGAAAAUCCCAAAAGGGUCGCAUGCCUUGCACCAGCAAUAAUAUUGAGCUUCCGCAUGGAAGUGAAGCUGCAGCUGCAGCCUCAAGCGUCGUUGACAAAGCGUGGAAGCCAUUCUUGCACAUUCCGGACAGAAGCUCCAGCCAUACGACGACUGCGAACGACCCCGAAAACAGCCGUAUGCAGCAGUCGCCCACGUCCAAAACGCGAAUGCGUGAAGCUGAACACGCAAGCUGGUCACAACAUGCCACCAAAGGUCAGCUCACUAGCUCGUCCCUCAUUUCCGCCUCUUUGCCUUCUCUCAAGCCAGGCCGUCUGCGACAGCUAAACGAGAACAACUCAGCGAAAAUGAAUGAAGACGAACAGGUUUGGCAGAAUUUUGUCCUGGGAAGUAAGGAUGAAGCGUCUCCGGGGUUAAUGCAUGCGCACCAGUAUGAUAGCGAACGAAGGAUGUCGAAAGGCUCGUCGGGGUACUUGCCGCUAUCCGUCGCUGUCAGUUCAACGAGCUCACCGUUCAGGUCGACAUUAGGACAUGUGCCUCGCAUGCAUCAGGAUGUACACGAUGCAGCAAGGUUUGCGCCACCUCUUUCAACUUCACCGGCUGCUGUGUAUGUAGGCUUUGUUGAGGAAUUGUGCGAUGGGGGCCAGGACGACUUCACAAACCUGCACAGCGCGUCAGGCCACUCAGUGACUCAUGCCUCUCUGCUGGCCAACGCAUCUGGCGAUAUCGACCACCUAUCCCCAAGGAUGAUCAGUCGCACAGAAACGUCCCGCAGCCGCCUCGCGCAUCCUGGCCAUAGCGGCACGAGCUUGUACAAACGUGCGCAGGCAAGUUGUGCCGAGACAGGUCGAGACCGCGAAAACAAUCCAGUCUACGAUAUCCCAGAUGCGGAAGAUGAGGGACUCCAUCUGGUCGACGCCGACUCGUUGUGGUGA
This is a messenger RNA of Parastagonospora nodorum SN15, 2178 nucleotides long. RefSeq lists its product as hypothetical. The transcript is spliced from 2 exons. The coding region runs from base 1 to 2178 and encodes 725 amino acids. The record is from RefSeq and is a predicted model, not a curated record. Lineage: Eukaryota; Fungi; Ascomycota; Dothideomycetes; Pleosporales; Phaeosphaeriaceae.